AUGACAUUUCUGCCUACAGCUAURGCUCCGACUUCAGCCUUAAAAUGGCUCCGCACCCGCAAAAACAAGAAAUGGAAACAACUUCCAUUGAAUGUAAGCUACACAUUUGACUGUCGUUUAAGCAUUCCUACUGCAAAUGUAACUCUUUUGAAAAACGAUGUUAUUGUCCCUGUCGACGGAGGCAAAGUCAAGMMGUCCAGGCAGAAAUUCACCAUUAGCAACKUAAAACAGAAUGAUUCAGGGAUAUACAGCUGUCGAACUGAUAAGAUAGCAGCCGAUUUACAAUUCGAGAUCUACGUUUAUAAGGUGGUGGCUCCACAAGUUGUCACAUUCGCAAACGAAACAAUCAAAGAAACGAGCCACUUUACAUUAUAUUGUACGGUCAGUGGUUUCCCAUUUCCAAAGGUCCAGUGGUUUAAAAACGGUAAACGCAUCAAAGCGUUGGGCGUUUUUCAAUCUUCGAAGGAUUGUGAAAACAUACACAGAAAACGCAAUCCAUAUUAUUAUUUGAAAAUUUCCAAAGUGCCAGGCACUGAAGCCCGUAAUAGUACGCUGGUUAUCUGCGACGCCCAGGGCUGGGAUACUGGCUUGUAUACGUGUUCAGCUACAAAUCAAGUUGGAGAAGCUAACAGAACAGCAUAUGURAACGUACUGGCUGCACCAAUAAUCCAAUUCAAGGGAUACACAAAAGAAACCUGGUUUAUCGGUGAUGACUUUAGAGUCAGGUGUAAUGUGAAAGGGAACCCAAUCCCCGAAGUCCGUUGGCUAAAAGAAAGAAAAAAUGGUAUCUUCAAACCCUAUAAGGAUUCUACAUGGACUAAGAAGAGACAAAAAAUACGUAUCAAACAUUUGGAGAAAAGCGACUUUGCGGUUUACAAAUGCGAGGCGAGAAACAUCAUGGGAACAAACGAAAAGACUUUCGCUGUCAACCAAACAGUGAACAGUAAAUAUUUCUCCAAUUCUGAUAAAGUCAYCUCAAAGACAGCAUUAAUCAUCAUAAUCAUCGCUGGUAUUCUUUUAAUCUUCAUCCUUCUGGUCGUCACCGCCGUUUUGUAUCGUAGAAAGAAACUGUACGGCGGAUUCUACAUCUUGACAUUACCUCCMAUGCCAGAUUACCUCAAGAAACUCGACCCUCACCGACCGAUACAAGAACAGACUCACAAACUACCACUGUGUGCUGUCUGGGAGUUUCCUAGAAAUAGACUUACAUUAGGUAAAGUCAUUGGUUCGGGUGCUUUUGGUCAGGUAUUCAGAGCAGAGGCGAUAGGAAUCUACUAUAAUAACAGACAAGUGACAGUGGUAGCUUGUAAAGGACUUAAAGAGGACGCCUCUGAGUCAGAAUACAAAGAUCUAGUUUCCGAGCUGAAAAUUCUGAUGCACAUUGGUGAACAUAAGAACAUCGUGAAUCUACUCGGUGCCUGUACAAAAGGACGUAGAUGUGAAGUUCUUGUCAUCAUUGAGUACUGUCCUCAUGGUAAUCUAUUAGAGUUCCUCCGCAACAGACGCGAUAUAUUCCAAGCCACAUGGGCUCCUGCCACCGAGAAACCCGAUGAAUCACUCAGUACUACAGACUUGAUGAUCACAGCCUUCCAGGUUGCACGUGCCAUGGAAUUCCUUGCUUUACGUCGGUGUGUACAUAGAGAUCUCGCUGCUAGAAACGUUCUUGUCGGAGAGAACCACGUGAUGAAAGUAGCUGACUUUGGGCUUGCUCGAGAUGUUUAUAAAAAUGAACAGUACUUCAAGACGACCUCAGGUCUGGUACCUAUAAAGUGGAUGGCUAUCGAGGCGCUGGCAGACAGAAUCUAUACUCAUCAAAGCGAUGUGUGGUCGUUUGGGGUGUUGCUAUGGGAGAUCUUUACACUAGGCGGCAGUCCUUAUCCUGGUUUACCCACUAAAGAAGUAUAUCAGUACUUAAUAGAUGGACAGCGCAUGCACCAACCAGAAGAUAGUCCCGACCAAAUGUAUCAUUUGAUGCAAGCCUGCUGGAAACACGAUCCCAAUGACAGACCUGCAUUCUCUUCCAUCGUACAGACUAUCGAUAAACUACUAGAGGAAACCGCCACACAGACUGGAAAGGAGUACUUGAAACUAGAAAUCGGACAUUGUAACAAUCAGUCAUAUUAUCUUCAGCCAGAAGAAAUCGACUUCAUUAUACCAACAUCAACAAUCCAGUCAUCAGCAACAGACACCAAUUAUAGUCCUCCCCUCCCACCCCUCCCUAAAGACCAAAUUGAGUUGCAAUAG
Molecule: messenger RNA, 2244 nt
Organism: Exaiptasia diaphana
Lineage: Eukaryota; Metazoa; Cnidaria; Anthozoa; Actiniaria; Aiptasiidae
Product: fibroblast growth factor receptor 3
Exons: 13
Coding region: 1-2244 (747 amino acids)
Biological process (GO): protein phosphorylation; multicellular organism development; positive regulation of kinase activity
Cellular component (GO): signaling receptor complex
Molecular function (GO): transmembrane receptor protein tyrosine kinase activity; ATP binding
Source: RefSeq, a predicted model, not a curated record